AGAAGAAGAGUAGAUUCUCUUUUGUAUGAUUAACCAUGGGAAGUGAAGUAAUAAACCCAACCAAGCCACGGUUUGAUCUAAGCAUGUCAAAAAGAACUCGAAAACCAUGGUCUAGUCUCAUCAACGAUACGCAUCACCAUGGCAUAUCCACGCAAAGCUCACAACCGAAACCAGAAAAAGAACAAGAGCAAAUCGAAGACAAAGAGAUUGAUCGUAAGAGUUUGAACAAUCUGAUGAGAUACGAGGAGAAACCAAAUGGAGAAGCUAAUGUUAACAACAAGAGCUCUCUAGAUCAACAUUUCGGGGAUGACGAGGGGAUCAAGCAGACGAUGCAAUUGGUGGUGAAGAAAGAGAAGCAAGGUGGUGUGAAAUUCAAAGGUAUGAUGGGUCGAUAUGUUAAGGUUUGGAGCGGUUUGAUAAAGGCCAAACGUGACCGCAAAACACCUGUCUUACGGUUUAAAACGUGAUUACGAUUGUAUAUAUAUACAAACGUUUCAUGUAUAUGAUCACAUAUACAUGUAUUAUAAAUUUAUACGAUUAGUUAGUAGAUAUGUUUUGAGUACGUACGUAUUAUUGAUGUGCAAGUAUGUUGUUGGCAUAUUGUUUAUCGAAGAUAUAUUUCUGUUUUUCUUUUCAAUACAUGUACUAUACAAUUUCUUUCUAAUUUAAUCAACAUUGCUUAGGAUC
This is a messenger RNA of Arabidopsis arenosa, 687 nucleotides long. The record is from the annotation of a GenBank genome assembly. Lineage: Eukaryota; Viridiplantae; Streptophyta; Magnoliopsida; Brassicales; Brassicaceae.